UUAUCGGCCCAUGUGGUCCUGCCUCCUCACUGAGUUCUGCCAUAGAGGUGGACACUGGUGGUGGUGUCCUCCUCCUUCUAGCUGUGGUUGCCUCCGCUCGUCGCCGUCGGGGGCGGUAGCUUCAGAUCCCCAGCACAGCGAGAAUGACAUUGAAGACAUCCAAAAGCUUCAAGCUGGCCCUCCCUUGGAUGAAAUGUCUAUUCCAUACAUUCCGAGGAACUUGUUACACGCAAUUGAGUAUCUACAUUCUGAGGGACUAGUUUGGAAUCGAGGGCCACAAGUUAAAGCAUCAGGUCAAUGGUCCCGCCAACAAUUAAACCAGAUGGCGGAUUGGAGCUUGAUGUUGGGAUGAUGCAUGCACCUUUCAAGUUUCAGAAUGUUGUCCUCAAAUGCAGCUUGUGGUUGUUGAACCUAUUCUACUUGUUUUUGGAUUUAAGUUAUAGUUUAUUAAACAUGUUUGAUGUUUAAUACUUGUGUCGGAUGAUUUAUGCUUCAAUUAUGUGGAUGCUAGAAAAAAAUUGUAUAUACUCAUGUUGUUUCAUGAAAUUGUAUGCACGAUUUGGUUUGAAUUCAGUUGAAUGCAGUUUUUUUGGUUUGAAUUCA
This is a messenger RNA of Zea mays, 603 nucleotides long. RefSeq lists its product as uncharacterized. The coding region runs from base 11 to 352 and encodes 113 amino acids. NCBI's taxonomy places the organism in Eukaryota, Viridiplantae, Streptophyta, Magnoliopsida, Poales, Poaceae. The transcript has 4 exons. The record is from RefSeq and is a predicted model, not a curated record.